AUGCAGGGUCGUGGUGACCUGCUGGUGCAACCCAUUAGAGGCGCCAAACAACUGCUCAAUGAAAUGUCUCAUAGCAGCAGUGAAGCAUCGAUUGAUAAAAGUGACAAAAUGCUCUCUUUGACAAACAAAAAUUUUCAAAGUCGGGAAGACCUCAUUGAAGCUGCUCGUAAGAUUGCCUUUGUGCAAGGGUAUGCACUAGUUAUUAGAAGAUCUAAAUCCGAGAUAUAUGUUGUCCUUGGUUGUGAUAGAGGCGGUAAUUAUAAAAGCAGAAAAGUUCCACUAGAGGAAAGAAAAAAGAAAUCAGCAUCUCGCCUCAUAAACUGUCCAUUUGAAAUUUGGGGCAAAAAGAAAAGGAAACUUCAAGGAUUUUGGAAGUUGGAGAUUAAAAGUUUGUUGCAUAAUCAUGAACCUUCAACGGACAUGUCUGGACAUCCCUAUUGUCGUCGAUUUUCAAAUGAGGAAAUUAUGCGGAUUAAAGAAAUGUGUAUGGCUGGUAUACCACCGCGCCAAAUUCUCUCUUCACUUCGACAGAGCAAUCCUCAUCUUCAAGCAAUUUCCAAAACAUUACAAUAA
Messenger RNA from Prunus armeniaca (apricot), 573 nucleotides. The record is from the annotation of a GenBank genome assembly. Lineage: Eukaryota; Viridiplantae; Streptophyta; Magnoliopsida; Rosales; Rosaceae.